AUGGAAGAGAUCAACAACUACAUCUAUAAAAUUUUCCAGCAAAAAACCGAAUCCGACAGGAAACCAGUGAAAGUGGCCACAGUUUUCAUCCGGCAAUACGACGGCGCAGAGGCCAUAACCUACGGCGAGACCGUCAACGUCAGUGCACUCUACUUACAAGGGUACCAAGGGAACCUCAAAUGGGAGUACACAUCUCUCCUCCACCACGAGCUCACGCAUGUUUUCCAGUGGGACGGCGAGGGGCAGGCGCAGAUAGGCCUCGUUGGGGGGAUGGCUGAUUACAUGAUACUUGCGUCCAACUAUUAUCCCGAGGGAUUCGCGAGUCGCGGGAUGGGGCAGAGGUGGGACCAGGGCUAUGAUUUCACGGCGAGGUUCUUGGAGUAUUGUGAGGGGCUGAAACCGGGGUUUGUGGCGGCGUUGAAUAAGAAGAUGAGGCAUAAUUUUUCUGAGAGUUUCUUUGUGGAGUUGUUGGGGAAGCCGGUGGCGCAGCUAUGGUCGGAGUAUAAGGCUAAAUAUGGGAAUAUUCAUUCUACUGUUUUAAAGAAGAAUAAAUUGAAUAAUUGA
This is a messenger RNA of Salvia splendens (bonfire salvia), 564 nucleotides long. RefSeq lists its product as uncharacterized. The record is from RefSeq and is a predicted model, not a curated record. NCBI's taxonomy places the organism in Eukaryota, Viridiplantae, Streptophyta, Magnoliopsida, Lamiales, Lamiaceae. Bases 1 to 564 code for a protein of 187 amino acids. The transcript has a single exon.